CCUUUUCAGCUUGUAACACAAAAACCUCGGCCGUGACAUCGCCGGAGUCCCGGCCUUCCACCACAGUUUCCGGUCGCUAUGUCGAAGGUAGCGCCCGCGCCCGCACCCGCAACAGGCGCCACGGCCACGGUUCGGGUAUCCAACAUCCCGUCCUCGGCGGUUGCCGCCGAGCUGCUCGCCUUCUUCGACACCGCCGUCGCCGCCGCCGGCGCGGCCUUCGCCUGCGAGAUUGCCGCGGCCCACCGCGGUUGGCUCAGCCGCGGUCAUGGAUCCGUCCAAUUCGACUCCGCUGCCGCUGCCUCCCUCGCCACCGACCUCUCCUCCUCCGGCCGGCUGCCCCCUUUCCUCGGUUCCCGCCUUUCCGUCUCCCCCGCCCACGUCGACCUCCUGCCCCGCGCGCCCGACCUCUCCCUCCGCGCCGCCGGCGCGAGCCUUGUUCUAGGCAACUGCGUCGCCGAACGCGAGCUCGAGGUGGCCUACGCCUGGGACGGCGUGCGCGCCGAGGUCAUCCCGGGGAAGCGGCGCGUGGACCUCUACCUGGAGCAGGAUUCCCGGAGGUACAAGCUUGAGGUGCUCUUCGAGGACAUCAGGGAGUGCUUUGGGUGCAGCCUUGAUGGGACGGGCGCCAUCUUGCUGCAGCUCAUUUAUGCACCAAGAAUACACACUGCAAUUUCCGGGUCUGCAGUUAAUUCGAGGUUUACAGAUGAGCGCUUUCAUGCAUGCAAGGAAGAUGCCAAGUUUGCAUGGGUUAGAGCACUAGAUUUUACACCUAAUAGCUGUUUUGGGAAGUGUUCCACUCUUGUCUUGAAACUUGGCGAAGGUGCACCAGUGUCAGAUAUUCUCGAAAGUUUAUCCUUCUCAGGAGAAUUAGGGGAACUGGCCAUUUCUUCAAUGGAUGUGUUUGGCCCCUCCUCCAAAGUGGUUCCUCUUGUUGACUGCCCAAGUGGCUUUUCAGUGCCUUAUGAAAUUCUUUUUCGUCUCAACUCUCUUGUUCACAUGGGGAAGCUAGUUGCCAGACAUGUUAAUGCUGAUCUGUUUAAAGUCCUCGAAGAACUCUCAGUUGAUACUUCGAGGAGGAUAUUUGAGAAAAUGAGCAAAUUAAAAUCUACCUGCUAUGAACCUUUGCAAUUCAUCAGACAGGAGGCUCAUAGCAUGAAGAUUAGCAAGAAUGCUUUGCUGUCCAAUAAGAGUAAAGGGAAAGGAAAAUUGACAAGGUGUUACAGAGUUCACAUCACGCCAUCAAAAAUAUACUGCUUGGGACCUGAGGAAGAAGUUUCAAAUUAUGUGGUUAAGUACCAUUUUGAGUAUGCUUCUGACUUUGUUAGAGUUACUUUUGUUGAUGAAGAUUGGAGCAAGCUUUCUCCCAAUGCAUUGUCAGCUAGAAUUGAACAAGGUUUCCUUUCUACACCUUUGAAAACUGGCCUGUAUCAUCGUAUCCUCUCCAUUCUAAAAGAAGGAUUUUGCAUUGGCCCAAAGAAGUACGAAUUUUUGGCCUUCUCAGCAAGUCAGCUUCGUGGUAAUUCUGUUUGGAUGUUUGCUUCAAAUAAUUCCUUGACUGCAGAGUGCAUAAGAAAGUGGAUGGGCCACUUUAAAGAUAUCCGUUCAGUCUCCAAGUGUGCAGCUAGAAUGGGCCAGCUGUUCAGCUCCUCCAGGCAAACAUUUGAAGUCUCAUCAUAUGAUGUUGAAGUAAUUCCAGAUAUCGAAGUAACAACUGAUGGCACUAAGUACAUAUUUUCCGAUGGCAUUGGGAAGGUUUCUUUGAGAUUUGCCAGACAAAUUGCCACAAUAAUUGGCUUAGACCCUGUUAACCCUCCUUCUGCUUUUCAAAUAAGGUAUGGUGGCUAUAAAGGAGUAAUUGCUGUUGACCCUACUUCCUUUUUUGAUCUUUCUCUGCGGCCUAGUAUGAAGAAGUUUGAAUCGAAGAGCACUAUGCUGAACAUUACAAAUUGGAGUAAGUCUCAGCCUUGCUAUAUGAAUCGUGAAAUUAUAUCUCUUCUUUCAACAUUGGGGAUAAGGGAUGAAAUAUUUGUGUCAAUGCAAAAAGAUGAUAUGCACGAAUCAGAUGACAUGCUAACAAACAAAGAAGCUGCUUUGUCUGUCCUGGGGAAAAUUGGUGGUGCUGAAACCAAGACGGCAGUGAAGAUGCUUCUGCAAGGCUAUGAACCAAGUUCGGAGCCUUACCUGUUGAUGAUUCUUAAAGCCCAUCAGGCCAAUAGGCUGACUGACAUAAGAACUAGGUGUAAGAUUCAUGUGCAGAAAGGCCGUGUUCUUAUUGGUUGUUUGGAUGAAACUGGCAAGUUAGACUAUGGUCAAGUUUACAUCAGAAUCACAAAGAAUCGCAAGGAGCAGAAGGACAAUGAGCAACCAUUCUUUUAUAAUGAUGAUGGGAAAACAGCCGUAGUUGUUGGGAAAGUUGCAAUCUCAAAAAACCCAUGUCUCCAUCCUGGCGAUAUCAGAGUACUUGAAGCUGUAUAUGACCCUGGAUUGGAUGCUAGGGGCCUUGUUGAUUGUGUUGUCUUUCCUCAGAGAGGUGAAAGGCCGCAUCCAAAUGAAUGCUCGGGGGGUGAUUUGGAUGGUGACCUUUUCUUUAUUACUUGGGAUGACAAACUGAUACCAGAGAAGAUUGAUGCACCUAUGGACUACACUGCAACAAGGCCACGUAUAAUGGACCAUGUUGUCACACUUGAGGAAAUUCAGAAGCACUUCGUCGAUUACAUGAUAAAUGAUGCUCUCGGUGUUAUCUCCACUGCCCACUUGAUCCACGCAGACCGUGAUCUGCUGAAAGCUCGGAGCCCUGAGUGCCUCCAGCUCGCUGCUCUGCACUCCAUGGCCGUUGACUUCGCUAAGACGGGAGCUCCAGCCGAGAUGCCCCGAGCGCUGAGACCCCGGGAGUUCCCGGACUUCAUGGAACGGUGGGAGAAGCCAAUGUACAUCUCCAACGGCGUCCUCGGCAAGCUCUACCGUGCCGCCCUGCAGCAAGCGGAGAACUCGGAAGCUCUCCUGCCCCCGGUCCCACCCAGCUGCGCGUACGACCCCGACCUCGAGAUCUCCGGCUUCCACGAGUUCCUGGACGCCGCGGAGGAGUGCUACGAGCUGUAUGCCGAGAAGCUGGGCACCCUGAUGAGCUACUACUCGGCGGAGCGCGAGGACGAGAUCCUGACGGGCAACAUCGGUAACAAGCUGCUGUACCUGAAGCGGGACAACAAGCGGUACUUCGAGAUGAAGGACCGGAUCGUGGCCGCCGUCGACAGCCUGCACGACGAGGUCAGGGGUUGGCUCAGGGGAUGCAGGGAGGAGGACGCGUCGAGGGUGGCGUCGGCGUGGUACCACGUGACGUACCACCCAGACCGCCGGCAGGGGAAGCGGUUCUGGAGCUUCCCCUGGAUCGUCUGCGACAGCCUGCUGGCGAUCAAGGCGGCGCGGAGGUGCAGGCGGCAGGUGGACGGCGCCGUGCCGAUGGACUGCGGCGCCCACUGUGCCAGCGAAGCGAAUAACUGAAUAUGUGCGAGAUUUGAGUGGUAAACUGGACUGUUACCGUAAGAUAAUAAGAUGUAAAAAUAACUGCUGCAGUGCUGCGUGCUGUAAAAAUGUCUAAUACAGACUUGUCUGAG
Messenger RNA from Phragmites australis (common reed), 3611 nucleotides. RefSeq names its product probable RNA-dependent RNA polymerase 2. Gene Ontology annotation, cellular component: nuclear RNA-directed RNA polymerase complex. The transcript has 4 exons. Gene Ontology annotation, molecular function: RNA-directed RNA polymerase activity. Gene Ontology annotation, biological process: siRNA processing. The record is from RefSeq and is a predicted model, not a curated record. NCBI's taxonomy places the organism in Eukaryota, Viridiplantae, Streptophyta, Magnoliopsida, Poales, Poaceae. The coding region runs from base 79 to 3498 and encodes 1139 amino acids.